AUCAAUAUCUACACAGCAUAAAUAUCGCACCCUCUCUUCUUUUCGCUUACCCUAUGCACUAGUUUUUUCUUUCUUCCCCCUCUUUCUGUAUUCUUUCUCUUUUGAGUGCCGACGAAAACCCUAAUAAUCUUCGAUAGCAACUUUACCUCAGUUGUUGAAUUCCACCGUCGCAAAAGAUACUAGAUGGCAGCCAAACCUCUUACUACCGAGGCAAUUGCACUUACAGAAAAGAAGAUGGACAUGACACUAGAUGACAUAAUCAAAAUGUCUAAAAAUACGAAGACUAAGAAGCAAAGAAGGGUUCCGAACAAAACUCAGAAGUUUUCAAACAAUUUCGCUCAAGAUAAAACUGCAAAGGUCCAGCGUUAUAUGGAAUCCAGAUCUUCUCUUAGACAGGGGGCUCUUGCGAAAAAAAGGUCUAAUUUCAAGGGAAACCAAUUUCCUGCUGCAAUGGAUGUUGCGCGAAAAGCUGCUACUGCUCCUCUGCAGAAUAGAAUUCCUAACCGUAAUGGCGUACCCAACUGGAAUAAAACAAGAUUUCGAGUUCCUUUAGGUCAAAGAAGGCCUGCCAAUGGAGGCUUUGCUGCUAAGCAGCAACGAAUUCCUUCCCCUCGGAAGCAGCUGGAGAAUGUGGAUAUAAUGCCGAAGCAAAAGCCUCAGACGCUGGAUUCGCUGUUUGCAAACAUGAAGGAGCAAAGGAUGAGAGUUCUGUCGAUGCAGAAUAAUGGUAUGCAGCGUAAUGGAAAUGGAUAUAGGAGGCUCCCAUGGGGAAGAGGUCGAUUUGGAAACUGAAGUGUUUACGGAAACUGGACUUCAGUGAUGAUCUUGUGUCGCGGCCUGCUGUGUCCUUGUGGGUUUAUGGUGCAAAUGAAAAAUUCUUUAGUGCACUAGAAAAAAAAAAGGAUUUUCCCCGUCAGUGGGAAAAUAUUUUGCCCAUUCAAUCCAACAGUAGUUCUUCGGUUGGCCGCCCAUUGUAUAUUGAGUUUCGUCCAUGACUAUGUUUUGACUUGGAUUAUUAUGUGUGCUCUGGUAUUGUCUAUAUGAGGAAACUGAUAGCAGUUACAACUUAAUGCCAUUUCAGUAACAUAUUGAGUCCGUGGCUGCUGCAUGAUUGGGAAUUACGGUAUUGUUUUUGAACAA
This is a messenger RNA of Vigna angularis (adzuki bean), 1140 nucleotides long. RefSeq lists its product as uncharacterized. The transcript is spliced from 7 exons. The record is from RefSeq and is a predicted model, not a curated record. The coding region runs from base 184 to 792 and encodes 202 amino acids. NCBI's taxonomy places the organism in Eukaryota, Viridiplantae, Streptophyta, Magnoliopsida, Fabales, Fabaceae.